Molecule: messenger RNA, 1650 nt
Organism: Mya arenaria
Lineage: Eukaryota; Metazoa; Mollusca; Bivalvia; Myida; Myidae
Product: leucine rich adaptor protein 1-like
Exons: 2
Coding region: 531-1157 (208 amino acids)
Biological process (GO): positive regulation of canonical NF-kappaB signal transduction
Source: RefSeq, a predicted model, not a curated record
CUGAUAAGUAAACAGCAACACUGCGCUCAGGUUACAGAAUAAAUAGAUAAGGUUUAACAGGUGAAAAAAGAAAUCAAUUAGGCUAUCAUAUCUGGAAGUACCAGAUCAUGUCAAUAUCAGUUUGUGAUUUCGACUGUUAGAGUGACGACGCUUAUUUUCUGAGAGGAAAAAUACGGACCAAAAUACUGACAACCAACGAUUCAAAUUUUAAAAUUGGAAAUUGAUUAAAAUGUGACUGAAAAUAGAAAUAUGACUGAUGACGGAAAUGUUUAAACGCCCUUGUGUAUUGAUAACUUUAUAAACGAAGAAUUCCGGACUAGUUGAUAGGUUAUUAACAAUUAAAGCAGGGAUACACCAAUCGGUACAAAGACACACUACGGAAGAAAAACACAGUGGAUUAAGAAGUCAUUGGGAAGUUUUAAUGAUUGUGCUCUUAAAUUAACGUUGUAGCAUAUCAUACUAUUAAACUACAAUAUAUUGUCUCUGUGACGUUAAAAAGAUAACUGUUACCUUUACAACUUUAUUACAAUAUGAAGGGUUCAACAGUAUCUGCUGUUUCGACGACAGACGUUAUAAAAGACGCUUGCGCGUUGCAAAUGCCGAAACCAGACGAACAAUUCUCGGACGCCAUAGAUCUUUCGAACGCUUGCCGCCAGUUCUACCAGACAAGAAAGCAGGCGACAGCUGAAGUCAAGCGACGUCUGACAAGCUCAGGACGCACGAGAAAGGCGCAGACGACUUUUACAAAGAUAGAUGAUGCCAUGGACACGCUUCGACAGGAAAUGGCAUCUUUGAUGGAGCUGGACCUCUCUUUGAUGAAGCAACUUCUCACGCUGAACGAGACCGUCGAGGAUCUCAAGUGGCAGCGGAAAUUCUACACCCACCAAUCAUCGCUGCCAUCCAGCUCAUGUGACCUCUCCGUGCCAUCUGAUUGGCUAGUUUCAGACACGGAGAUACACGAGUCUGUUUUCGAAGAUAAUCGAGCUUUGCCGAAGUUGUCGUCAACACCAAAUUGUGGCGUAGUGACAUCGAGUCCCCGCCCCGAUGACAUUGACGUCGAGUUUAACUUUGACGCCAAAAAUUCAGCUAGUUACAGGGAACAAGAUUCGUUCGACUCUGGCAUUCAUGAACACACAUCAAGUGACUCGUUCCCGUAAAGUAUAUGUGGCUAUAUUGUGGCAAACCUCGGGGAACAUUUUGGUAUAAAAGAAGCGGAACAAACACUUAACAUGCAGUCUUUCAUUCAUAAUACCAAGAAGGAAAGCACUGCGGAGAUGGGGUUGAGCAAGGAAGCACAAGAGCACACUAUGAUUGGAAUAAUUACUAUUAUUCAAUGUGCAUUGAGCACACCGAGUGCGCAAAUAAGACAACUCAUUGUUUGCUUUUGACCUUAAUGUUCAUGUUCAAUUUCCAUGUAUGAUUUGAGAUCUCAUUGACACUGCCCAAGUUCUGUAUUCGUUUUAGUGUUUCCAUUUAUCUCACUGUAGGUUUAACGAAACCAUGUAUUGUGGUCGAUGUCUUGUCUUUUUUGUAUCUCCAUGUUUCAAUUACUCGCCUAUAUCAUAACUGUAACUUCUAUCUCUAAACAAAUAGUAUUUAUGUCAUAAUCUGACGUGCAAUAAACAUCAAAUUAAUAAAUUGAUUGAUUAG